Molecule: messenger RNA, 1572 nt
Organism: Anopheles bellator
Lineage: Eukaryota; Metazoa; Arthropoda; Insecta; Diptera; Culicidae
Gene: pck
Exons: 4
Coding region: 94-825 (243 amino acids)
Biological process (GO): septate junction assembly; regulation of tube size, open tracheal system
Cellular component (GO): membrane; septate junction
Source: RefSeq, a predicted model, not a curated record
GUUGCUGGAGUGGAAGUGCUGUUUUAUGUAAUUAGAGAUAGAUUUUGGACCCAUAAAUCGUUCCCCGUUGGUUCCCAGUGCCUUGUUGACACGAUGUCUUCGACAGUGGAGAAAAACGAGUACCCGAAGGCCUCCAAUGCGCUGGUGUUUGGAGCGGGGCUCUCGUAUCUCGCGGCUGUGUUUCUGCUGAUGAGCUUUUGCUCGCCCUACUGGAUCGUGUCGUAUCCGGAGACUUUCAGCACCUUUAAAAACAUGGGCCUCUGGGAGUAUUGUUUCCGUGAAUUCACCUACCCUUACUAUCAGUUUCCUAAGCAGUUCAACGGCUGUCACCACAUCUUCAGCCACGAGUACUACGUCAUCCGAGAAUAUUUGCUGCCCGGCUGGCUAAUGGUGGUACAAGGAUUUGUGACCGUUUCCUUUCUGUUUACCUUCGGUUCGCUGGUAAUUAUGGCGUGUGAAAUCAUCAGAUGGCCACUGAAGUUCGUGCUGCGCUACGAAUGGCUGCUGAGUAGCAUCUCCUUUGCCGGCAUCGCAUCGUCAUCAUUCUUCAUGUUUCUGGCUGUGGCCAUCUUCGGUGGAAACGCUUACCGCCGCGACUGGCUGAUGUACCCGAAGUUCAAUGUGCUAUCAUGGUCGUAUGAAUUGGCCGUUGUUUCGUUUAUGAUUCUUGGGCUGGCCGCAAUGUUGCUGUACAAGGAGUCGCGCAAGUCGUACGAAAUGCGACGCGAAGCCAAGAACCUGGUUAUGCAAAUGCAGAUGCACGAACCGGGAUACACUCCGUCCCACCACACCAGCCGAAGCCUGCACAGUGGUGGCUACAUAUAAAGAUCGACCGGCUUACGAAUGGCUCCUCAUUCCUCUUUCACGGCACUCAUUCAAACAUAUCUUUGUCUACCUCUCCGUGUCGCGAUAAUGGAGAACAAUUAAUCGUAACGCUUUUGGCUUUUUAUACACAGCGUUAGGAAGGGACUGACUGUCCCUGCUUGCCUUACUAAAUUGGAACGAAUUGGACAUAUUUUUUGUGAAACAAAUGUGAAUUUUGAAGCAAAAUUUUAGAAUAUCAUACACGAAUGCACGUGGCCUUGAAGUAGUUGUUUAGAGCAAAAAAACAGUGCCUCCAUGUAACACAUGAACGAAAACUAAUUUAGGGUACACUACCGAACUAGUUCUACCGACCAGCGGUGGCCCCGAUUAUAUGCAUACAGCUUUUCCGACUUAGGUUUAAUAUCAUAUUGUCUUACUUCGUCUUAGAAUGACACGAAACGAACGCUAUCCGUCCGGUAACUCGAGUAUUGUUUGUAUUGUUUAAGCAUAUUCGUCAUCUAAUUUUUUUACUCCAGUUUAUGGCUGGUGUGCUGAAUUUAGCUCGCUAACCGAUCGAUGAAUUUAGCAACCAGAUAACAGCCUCUCGGAAGCAACGAAUAAUCUCAUUUAGAACUCUUCCGUCCACGAACGUAUUGUUUAAUUUUAUUCAUCAAAUGGCGCUAGAUAGCUUGACGUUAUGUGCGUAUCUACGUAUAGUUUAUAGCAUCGACAAUCGGCAAUGUUCGAUAAAAGUGGUAUAUACUUGAU